CGCGCGCACGGGUCAUUCUGCCGGAGUAUCGGUCCACAGACAGACAGCGGCGCUGCGUGUCUCUCACAGCCGAUCAGCAGUGCAUGUGUUCGGCACAACAGAUUUCAGUAUUUUCGGAUCUAACCUUCAUUCCCACCCGAGCUCUGGACACCCCCGGUUGAGAGGUUUGGAUAUACGGCAGCAUAUUACGAGCGUUGCGAUGUGGAUGAUAAAGUUCGUGUUGAUUGGGACCUGCUGGUUUGGAGUAAGCGCGGACUUCGAUGGCAGGUGGCCCAGGCAGAUGGCCUCUUCCAAUGGGCUGUGUCGAUACGGCGGCCGCAUUGACUGCUGCUGGGGUUGGACGCGUGUUUCCUGGGGCCAGUGCCAGCCGGUUUGUCAGCACGGAUGCAAACAUGGAGAAUGUGUGGGAGCCAACAAAUGCAAGUGUCAUCCAGGUUAUACAGGGAAAACAUGCAACCAAGAAGAGCAGGGCUAUGUUAGCCCCCCAAUAUGGCACAGUCACCCUCCUGUUUUUGUUCCAAUGGACCACCAGCCGCUGGCGGUGCCCUCAGAGGAUCUGAACGAGUGUGGCCUGAAGCCCCGGCCUUGCAAACACAGGUGCAUGAACACAUACGGCAGCUACAAGUGCUACUGCCUCAAUGGAUACAUGCUGCUACCUGACGGGAGCUGUGGAAAUGCCCGGACGUGCGGCAUGGCAAAUUGCCAGUACGGCUGUGAAGUAAUGAAAGGAGAAGUUCGCUGCCAAUGCCCUUCUCCAGGUCUACAGCUUGCUCCAGAUGGCAGGACCUGCGUGGAUGUGGACGAGUGCGCCACGGGCCUAGCCGUUUGUCCUCGCUUCCGGAAAUGCAUCAACACUUUUGGAAGUUACAUUUGCAAGUGCCAUGACGGCUUUGACCUACAAUACAUCAACGGGAAAUAUCAGUGCACAGAUGUGAAUGAAUGCGCUUCAGUUCAUCUUCAAUGUGGUCCGCAUGCCACCUGCUACAACACACCGGGUUCGUACAAGUGCAAGUGUAAAGAUGGCUAUAGAGGCAUGGGCUUCGACUGCAAACCCAUCCCAAAGGUGAUCAUUGACCCUCCGCGACCAGGAAAGACCACACCAAGCAAUAACAACAAAGGGGGCAACAAAAUCCCAGACUCGGACCACAAGAGGCCCACCACCACAAGCAGACCACCAGUGACGGCCAAAAGGAUUUCACCUACUAGAGCUCCGCCGAUAAAGAAAGUCACACCUUCCAUUAAAGUCCCGACAACCACAACUUGGAGACCUCUCGUUCCAACCCGUAAACCUCCUGUCCUCGUGACCCCUAAACCAAAGGUCCCUUCUCCACAGACUCCCACCACCAAAGCCCCGGUGGUCACAGCGGUGGUCCCUUUAAUCCCGACUCGCAGACCCGUCACACCGGUGGUCCCCUUAAUCCCGACUCGCAGACCUGUCAUACCCGUGGUCCCCUUAAUCCCGACUCGCAGACCCGUCAUACCGGUGGUCACCCCGGUUGACAACAACAUCAAAAACAUCACCCAGAAACAAAGAGGAGAUGUGCACAUACCACGAAAUAACGGCAGGAACAACGUGUUUGGUAUCGAUUUAGACAUUGAACUGGGGAACACAGAAGAAGAGCUGAAGGACGACCCAGACAGUGGAUAUCUAAGCUGCUCUUUUGAUCAUGGUCUCUGUGGAUGGAUCCACCGGCGAGAAGGAGACCUUCACUGGGAGACGACAGAAGAUCCAUCUGGUGGGCGGCACCUGACGAUCUCAGAGGGAGGAGAGAAACGAGGUGGGCGUGGCGCUCAGCUGAUACUCCCCCUGACUCCGCCCUGGAACGAGGGUAACCUGUGCCUGGCAUUUCGUCACAAUAUGGCAGGCCAUCACGUGGGCAUGCUGCAGGUGUUCGUACAGAAAGCCCGGCAACACAGUCCUGCGGUCUGGGGCCGAACGGGAGGAAACGGCUGGAGAUCCACACAGAUCACAAUCUGGGGCAAUGGACUUGAAAGCGUGAUCGUAAAGGGCGAAAGACGGAGAGGUCGUAAGGGUGAAAUCGCUCUGGAUGAUAUGAGUCUCCGAAAAGGUCCCUGUCAGGAGGAACACAACCUGAGGAGACUUUAACCCCAGCCACAGUGACUUUUAACCCCACUUCACGAGACUCUUAAGAAGAGGGACACGCGACAGAUUGGGACGUGCCGUUCGGCUGGUCGCGGUGCGGUUAUGGGCGCACUUCUUCCGGCCAUCAUGGGUUACUACAAAGUGCAUGUUCCUGUAGCCAAUCAAAGUUGUUCUGUACGUCCAGGUUAACUUGACGUUAAUUUAUAGGCUAAUUCACAACGAGUUCACUCUGAAGCCUCGGAUGGGUUUUUUUGAAAAGCUGUAACAUUACUUGUGGACUGACAUUUUGUCAGAAAUUACACACUCGUGCCGUCAGAAUUUUGAAGCAUCGCGGUUUUGCACCUGUGGUCCUUAUUUACAGUAGCAUGUUUUGAGAUCACAUUUUUUUGUUGUUUGAAAAACCCAUUAGAGAUUUCAGUGAGAGCUCGUGGCUCAAAAAUGUCAAUUCACCACCGAAUUUUUAGACGCUAGGUGGCAUAAGAGCUGUCAAUUGGAUAAGAUACGUAAUGUCUGAAAAUGUACUUUUGUAAAGUUUAAUUUUGUAAAUGUAAAAUGUAGCCAUGCCAUUGUUGUACGAAUAUACUGUAAAUGUCUUCUCAUAAAACCUCACUAAUAUCUCCGCGACACAAUUUUUUUUGGUUCAUUAUUGUUAAUGUAUUCAUACAUGUGUGUAUAUAAAUAUAUUUCAAAUAUGCUUUGUAGAUGCAUUCAUAUGAGAAUUUAUUGUAUACGUGAUGCAGGACAAUGUUUACAUUAUACAAACCUGACUUAUUAUUUUGUUGACACAUACUGUACAAACCAGUAAAGCGUUUUUUUAUUUCCUAAUGGCUGUAUCAGCCAUUCUGUAUUAUCAUCACAACCUUUAAAAGACGUUUGUCGAACAGGAAAGGUCUCGGUUUAACAUUCACAAUGAAUCAGACAUUAAAUGAUGUGAACAUAAAAUG
Messenger RNA from Paramisgurnus dabryanus, 3048 nucleotides. It is a transcript of the gene npnta, whose product is annotated as nephronectin a. The record is from RefSeq and is a predicted model, not a curated record. Gene Ontology annotation, molecular function: calcium ion binding. NCBI's taxonomy places the organism in Eukaryota, Metazoa, Chordata, Actinopteri, Cypriniformes, Cobitidae. Gene Ontology annotation, cellular component: membrane.